Molecule: messenger RNA, 2691 nt
Organism: Fusarium coffeatum
Lineage: Eukaryota; Fungi; Ascomycota; Sordariomycetes; Hypocreales; Nectriaceae
Exons: 2
Coding region: 1-2691 (896 amino acids)
Cellular component (GO): Sin3-type complex
Source: RefSeq, a predicted model, not a curated record
AUGGCUUUCAGAUUUCCUGAUCCACGACUACGAGUCGAAGACGAAUAUUUAACAGGCGCCACCGCCAAAGGGCCCAUCGCCCGUACAACAACCAACUCGAACCCCAGCACUGCACGAGAAAGCCCCCCCAAUGGAAUCCCCUCGAUCGAUGUUCCCGCAUACAGCGAGGCUAUAGAUUCACAGGCUGCGCCAUCACCGAAGCGCAAAAACAUUGUCUUUGCGGACCCCAACGCCUUGAAAUUACUUGAAGGAAGUAGCAAUGUUAUCGUCCUUGAGCGUCGAGGUGUUCUACGCGGAUACGAGUGCUAUCUAGUCGAGCAAUGGGCGUGCUCUCGAAAGCCACCGACCCUAUCGAUCGUUACUUAUACUGGAGAUGAGAAACACUCAGUCGUUGUCAGUGUACUCUCUGUGCCGGUGGACGAGAACCUUUGGCCUUCGAGAUUAAAAUUCUAUUUCGAUCAACUACAAGAUUCUCAUGCGCGACCCAAAGAGACUGAGCUGGGAGAACUCAUGGUGACCAACCUGAGCAAUUUCCCUUCAGCUCUCACCGUAAUUAUGGUGCCUGAGGGUGAUAUCAAGAAAUAUCGCUCCUCUUUCAUCGUCAAUGAGGAUUUGAAACGCUUGGGGUGCUCUGGACGAUCCGGCAUGACUCUUUCAGAUCCUACUGAAGCAACGCAACUCAAGUUUUUGCAACUUUACAAAACGAGUGACCGGGUACCUGUUACCCAGGCUGUUCUUGAACUCGUCAAACUGUGUCAAGUUACAUUAUACAUGUUUGACAAGUUAGGUCAUGAAUUCAUUGAUGGUUUGCUUUGCGACAAGACAGAAAUGGCCAUCAACAACUGGUGGAUCGAGGUUGGUGCUGAGCACUACAACUUUGAGCCUACAGAUGGUAUAUUAGGUCCUAGUACAGUGGCUGCUCUGCUGGGAAUGUUCUUGGGUGUCCGAAAUCGACUUCACUGGUACGGUGCACCUGUAUCGAAAGAUGCAUUUGACCUUGAAAAUACUAAGCGUGGUAUCGGUCAUUUCCAAAAGUCGCAGAAACUCGAGAAGACAAGAAGGUUGGACCGCCAAACCCUUCUUAAAUUGUAUGCUGUAUCUGCCAAGGCUGCUUCUGGCGAAAGCUGGGGUGUGCAGAGGGCUGUCAAAUCCACUCUUACAGAAGUAGGAGGCAAAAGGGGUGAGCUCGUCAUGGGCAUUGUAUCUGGCAAAGACAAAGGAGGACUGGCCGAUAUUGAGACCCUUGACAUUGGUACAUUCGCAAACCUUGCAUAUGGUGAGCGAGCCAAAUGGCUUUGGCACGGCAAGCCUCGAAGAACUCUCGCAGAGAUGCCUAAUCAUAGUCCUGAACUGAACAAGGCGGUGCCUUGGAAAGAGGACGAGUCAAAUCCAAACUCUAAACGAGUCUAUUCUGCUCCUGCAGAGAUCGAACUGGACUCCAAGCGACUCGAAGAUAGCUCUGAUGUUUAUGCGACUCGUCCACCUGAGUCUACCGUUAGUAUCGGUGAUGGCUCAGGCGAUAAAGAGGCUUCAAAGAAGAAUGUGUUCAAGAGUGUUGCUGGAAAGAUGAGCGAUGCCAGGUCUGGCUUCGGGCGCAUCAAAGAUGCUGUUGGGGGAGGCCUGCGUGGUCAUACUAAUCGGCCUUCAAUUUCGACCAAAGAUGACUUUAUAGGAUCUGACCCUAGAACCUCUAGUUCAGGGCUCGCUCCUCCAGGGACGACACAGCCACCCGCGCCUACGCAAGGAAUAGGCAGGGCGUUUACAUGGAAUAACAAACCACAAGAGUAUCUUGCUGCUAUGAAACGAGCAGAUGCGGAAGGGGGGUCGACUUUCCCCCAGCUCUCACACUUUGCAUCCACUUCAACAAUCGACAUCAAGCCAGCUUCAGCUCCUAUCGACCCUCACAAGAUGGAAGGUGAACUUUCUGAUAUGGGUGUCGAGGUGCGGAAGGAUGUCCUAUCGAAGGCGCCUUCGGCUGUUGGGUCUCUCGUAGACGAGAGCGACCUCCAAGGGCCAGUUUUGGAGGCAGAACUCAAGGACAACCAUUUCAAGAAGGGCCUUUCACGUAGGCACAGUAUCCAUUUAUUACGUUGCCCAACUAAGCGUACGCUCAAUGAGAAUCGCUGGCCGCGACGAAUGUCGUUCAGUGAUGCGGAGGAGGCUGUAUUGGAAUGGGAGCCGUUGAUUGAUGUUACCGACGCUAUGGACGACUUUGCCACCGUCGAAGCAUUUAACUAUUUGGCUCACCACUUUCAUCAGCGCAUGGAGGAGAUGAAGCAUGGUAUCGAGCCAUGGGUCGCUGAGAAGAUCAAGGCGGUCGAACUUCUUGAUGACCGUUUUGCCAAGGAUAAGGAGGAGCUUCAUGCCCUUUAUUACCAGCUCAAUGAGGCGUGUCAGCGCAUGCGCAUUAGCUCUCAUGAGCUUCUAGCCGAGGAACGAUCUCACCUAAUGGAGGGCCUCAAAGAUGUCGAGGUCCUCGUCGCUCGUCUUGACUACGAGAUCAAUGCACUGCUGCAGAAGGUCGUCGAUGUUGAAGAUGGCAUCGUCACCUUUGAAAGGCAGGUUGAGGAUAUGGAGAAACGGGCCCAAGAUCUCAAGGUGCAUCUCGAGACUGAAGGUUGGUUUCACUGGUUGUUUAGAACAAUCACCGGGAUCGGAACUGGGCCUGAUAUUACACGGUCCCCCUCUUAA